Colletotrichum lupini is the source of this 420-nucleotide messenger RNA. RefSeq lists its product as uncharacterized. The transcript has a single exon. The record is from RefSeq and is a predicted model, not a curated record. The annotation marks the transcript as partial. NCBI's taxonomy places the organism in Eukaryota, Fungi, Ascomycota, Sordariomycetes, Glomerellales, Glomerellaceae.
CGAUGCACAUGCAUCUACCUACCGACCGGUACAAUAUCUGAUCCCAAAAAAAAGUCAAAAAAUUGGAGUCGGCAUCUCUAUCCUCCUCCACUACCCCAAGCCCCCAGCGAUCGUAAUCCAGCACGCCAUGCGACGGUGAAGAUACCUCUGCAGAGUGAAACCUCCCUCAAGUGUCAUCUCCAUUGCUUAGGGCCGCACGCAGCGAUCGCAGGUUACCCGUGCGAGUGGGUGGCCACCGCAGCAUUCGCACUGGGCGCCGCUGAGGGGUUCCAAUGUGGAUGGGGUAGCGGAAGAAGAGUAAUGAAAGCCUUCAACCAUUUGACCAUUACAGCCGGUAAUUGCGAACAAAAUUGUAUCACAAGUAGGGUCGAGGGCUGGCGGGGGACGUGCGGUGGUUUAUGGGUGGGGCUGCUGAGGUAA